AUGGCUGAUCUGCAUGCACUACGGGAUGAGCUGCUAGGGCAGCUCUGCAGGCGGUGUGCCGGAUGUGACAGGCAUGAUGCCAACGGGGAGGGUGGCGGAACUCAGGAUGAACCGGUGAAGGAGCCGGUGCGUGUGAAGUCCCCGGAGGAAAUUGCCCGCGACUACAUCAACGCGGAAACCGGGGGCUGGCAGAGCCACUGCAAGGCACGGAAGAUACUAACCUGCUCCUUUCCCCCCAUCUCCGUUAUCCCCCUGCCUUACUCUCUGCCUGGCAGAGCCACUGCAAGGCACGGAAGAUACUAA
Molecule: messenger RNA, 303 nt
Organism: Closterium sp. NIES-65
Lineage: Eukaryota; Viridiplantae; Streptophyta; Zygnematophyceae; Desmidiales; Closteriaceae
Source: the annotation of a GenBank genome assembly